GUUUCGGUGCAAAAUUUGAACCGAGUCGCAGAGGGCAAAUGACGCUUGGACACAGAUAACAAUCUUCCGUUUGUUGUAUUGGGUUGUCUUUUCGGUGGACCGUAACCAGUGUUGUCUUUUCGGUGGACCGUAACCAGUGUUGUCUUUUCGGUGGAUCCGUAACCAUGAGGAGGAGUGAAGUCCACGCUGCGGAAUCUGUAGCAUGUCUGACUCGAGCCCUGAACCAGUUGAAGGACAUAUGGGAGGAAAUAGGCAUUCCAGAGGACCAGCGAGUACAGAGGACUGACGUAGUCAAGAAACAUAUCAAAGGCUUGCUGGACAUGAUGAUCGCUGAGGAGGACAGUUUAAGGAAGCGAUUGAUGAGCAGCAUAGAGUCCUGUCGCAAAGAGCUGGAUGUUCUGUGCACUGAGCUUCAACUGUCCCCUUUUGAGGAGGACGAGGGGAGGACAAUGCUGCAGCUGGAGAAAGAUAUCCGGUCACGGCUGGAGGUGACGAUGAAACAGAAGAGUCAGAGGGUCAAGGAGCUCAAGACUCUGUCCAAGCAGGACCGGGAGCUGUGUGACGUCAUGUGUUCAGUCCCCUUCUGUAUCGACGUGGACUCUGUCCCAUCGCUGGAACAACUGGACGGCUACCGCUCCUACCUCAACGGUCUCACUAAAGAGAAGGAUCGUCGCCACAGUGAGUUUGUGGGCAUCAAGCGUCAGAUCAUGGUGUGUAUGGAGGAGCUGGACCAGCUGCCGGACACCAGCUUUGAGAGGGACGUGGUGUGCGAGGACGAGGAGGCCUUCUGUCUGUCCAACGACAACAUCACAGCUCUCCAACUGCUGCUGGGACAGCUGGAGGAUCGUAAGACGGCGAAUGAGCUAGUGUGUAACUCCUACCGCACUAAGAUCCAGGAGCUGUGGGAGAGGCUGCAGGUGCCCCAGGAGGAGAGAGAGGGCAUUUCAGAACACAUGGUCCAGUCCAGGAAGAAGAACAUGGAUGCUUUACAAGCUGAGUGCCGGCGUCUGGAGCAGCUGAAGAUCAAGAACAUGAGGAAUGUGAUAGAAGCCGUCAGGGCUGAGGUGGCUCUGUUCUGGGAGAAGUGUCACUACAGCCCGGAGCAGAGACAAGCCUUCACAUCCUACUACGAUGAUGACGACUACACCGAGGAGCUGCUGAAUCUACACGAGGCUGAGCUCCAGAGUCUGAGGAAGCAUUAUGAGGACCACCGGGAGCUGUUUGAAGGAGUCACCAGGUGGCAAGACAGCUGGACUCUGUUCCUACGACUGGAGAAAAAGGCGACGGAUCCUUCUAGAUUUAACAACCGAGGGGGGAACCUUCUUAAAGAGGAGAAGCAGAGGGCUGACCUGCAGAAAAGCCUGCCAAAGUUGGAGAAGAGCCUGAAGACCCGGAUAGACCAAUGGGAGGAGGAGCAGUACAGAGACUUCCUGGUUAAUGGACAGCGGUUCCUCCAGUUCGUACAGGAGCAGUGGGAACUACUGCGACAGGAGAAGGAGCGGGAGAAGAAUGAGAGGCAACUGAAGAAGAGCCAGCAGAUAGAACAAGACAUGCUGUAUGGCACUGCUCAACGAACCCCCUCCAAAAGACACCUUGCAGGGACCCCUACACCUGGCAAAGCAAGAAAGCUGAAUGCCACUAGCAGCAUCUCCAGUUCUACUCCGAACAGCACCUUACGCUCUGUCUUCGGAGGAACCAUGUGCCAGUCGCCGUUACUCAGACCACCCAUGUCUGCCAGCAAGAUUCCUCUGAGGACCCCUUGUCGUGUUGGAAGAACCCCCCGCACAGUGGAACGCAACAAGGAGAACGUCUCCCACCUGAACUUCAUGGCUCUGAGUGGUGUGCUAAGAACCCCGGCUGCUAGCCCUGCCUCACACCGUAACGUCAGCAUUAACUCUGUGGCCAGCACCUAUUCGGAAUUUUCGAAGGAUUUUGUCAACAUUGAAUCCACUGCCAUUACCAGCGAGAUCUCUCAAAAGCUUCCAAACCUAACGUCAAGACAGGACAUCUGAACUCUACUGGCACUCAUCUCUGAGCUGAAGGGUCAGACAGAACCGCACCUGUCCCCUGAUUCAUCUGACUGAGUUUCACGGUUUCUGUCCGGGUCCAUUUCUGCACGUCUAGAUGAAGGAAAUGUGUCAACGCCUACUGAAUGUAACUCCAAUGGUAUCAGAACAGAAACUUGCACCUCUCCCUGAGUCUCAGCUCAACUGUUCUUCUAGCUCUGCCGAGGUUUCACUUGUUGUCAUCUCUGAGGGUUCUGAACUACUGCCAUGAUCCUGAAUCCUCCAUCUCUGAGGGUUCUGAACUACUGCCGUGAUCCUGAAUCCUCCAUCUCUGAGGGCUCUGAACUACUGCCGUGAUCCUGAAUCCUCCAUCUCUGAGGGUUCUGAACUACUGCCGUGAUCCUGAAUCCUCCAUCUCUGAGGGUUCUGAACUACUGCCGUGAUCCUGAAUCCUCCAUCUCUGAGGGUUCUGAACUACUGCCGUGAUCCUGAAUCCUCCAUCUAUGAGGGUUCUGAACUACUGCCGUGAUCCUGAAUCCUCCAUCUCUGAGGGUUCUGAACUACUGCCAUGAUCCUGAAUCCUCCAUCUCUGAGGGUUCUGAACUACUGCCGUGAUCCUGAAUCCUCCAUCUCUGAGGGCUCUGAACUACUGCCGUGAUCCUGAAUCCUCCAUCUCUGAGGGUUCUGAACUACUGCCGUGAUCCUGAAUCCUCCAUCUCUGAGGGUUCUGAACUACUGCCGUGAUCCUGAAUCCUCCAUCUCUGAGGGUUCUGAACUACUGCCGUGAUCCUGAAUCCUCCAUCUCUGAGGGUUCUGAACUACUGCCGUGAUCCUGAAUCCUCCAUCUCUGAGGGUUCUGAACUACUGCCGUGAUCCUGAAUCCUCCAUCUAUGAGGGUUCUGAACUACUGCCGUGAUCCUGAAUCCUCCAUCUCUGAGGGUUCUGAACUACUGCCGUGAUCCUGAAUCCUCCAUCUCUGAGGGUUCUGAACUACUGCCGUGAUCCUGAAUCCUCCAUCUCUGAGGGUUCUGAACUACUGCCGUGAUCCUGAAUCCUCCAUCUCUGAGGGUUCUGAACUACUGCCGUGAUCCUGAAUCCUCCAUCUAUGAGGGUUCUGAACUACUGCCGUGAUCCUGAAUCCUCCAUCUCUGAGGGCUCAGAACUGUACUUUCUGGCCUGGGGUCUUCCAGUUUUAUCACUGUUUAUAUUGUCUGUGUCCCAUUUCUACAUGUCUAGAUGAAGGAGAUGUGCCAACACCUACCGAAUGUACUGAACUCUAAAAUACUCUACUCUUUUUGUCAGAAGAUUUGUAUAAUAUUUUUUUCUUCUCCAUGUUUAAGCUUCUCUGAUCUAUGAGCUGAAUGAUUAAUUAAAUGUUGGGAGGACUUGCUAAACCUAUGAAAAACAGUUUUCAUGAAACUUUUAACAUCCUCUCUAUUUAUAUAACGCUCCAAUGAUUAAAAAAUAAUUAAUAAUCCAUGUUGGUGCUAGAGUACAUGUUUUGUACUUCAUAUACUUAUGGGGGAUUGUUGCAAAUGAUUCUGCUAUAUAAACAUUGGCAUUACAUUUAAUCAUAGUGAUCUUUUAGUCAUUUUUAGUCACCGUUUCCCUUUUAUUUUUUUUAGGGCACCAACACGUGCUAUCACAGCUGAAAUGAGAAUCAUGUUGUUAAAAAGCAAAAGGCAAUACUCUGACUGUUGGCGAUUUUGCAAACUGUAAUUAAAUGUUUUCAAAUGCA
Messenger RNA from Coregonus clupeaformis (lake whitefish), 3744 nucleotides. RefSeq names its product protein regulator of cytokinesis 1. Gene Ontology annotation, cellular component: mitotic spindle midzone; spindle; cytoplasm. Gene Ontology annotation, molecular function: microtubule binding. The coding region runs from base 165 to 2012 and encodes 615 amino acids. The transcript is spliced from 15 exons. Gene Ontology annotation, biological process: mitotic spindle midzone assembly; microtubule cytoskeleton organization. Lineage: Eukaryota; Metazoa; Chordata; Actinopteri; Salmoniformes; Salmonidae. The record is from RefSeq and is a predicted model, not a curated record.